This is a messenger RNA of Sphaeroforma arctica JP610, 483 nucleotides long. RefSeq lists its product as hypothetical. Gene Ontology annotation, biological process: nucleotide transport; folate import into mitochondrion. Lineage: Eukaryota; Ichthyosporea; Ichthyophonida. The record is from RefSeq and is a predicted model, not a curated record. Gene Ontology annotation, molecular function: FAD transmembrane transporter activity; folic acid transmembrane transporter activity. The transcript has 5 exons. Bases 1 to 483 code for a protein of 160 amino acids.
AUGCUCACAUUUGCGUUGUUGAUAUGCAUAGAGAAUAUAUUUCAAGAUUCACCUUUGGCGAUUGCCGAGCGAGGACGAUAUCGGAACACAUUCCACGCGGCGUAUAAGAUCGUUCAAGUAGAGGGUAUUCUAGGGUUGUAUCAAGGGCUUGCCCCCAAUAUCCUGGGGAAUGCGAUGGCAUGGGGUUCGUACUUUAUGGGAUAUAAUGCUGUUAAAACAAAACUGCAGGAGGUGACUGGGCAAGAGCAGCUGCACCCUCUAUACCAUAUGAUGGCAGCUUCGACCGCGGGGGUUGGAACUCAAAUAGCAACGAAUCCGGUAUGGGUGAUCAAAGCGCGUAUGUGUUAUCAACAACCUGGAGCGCCCGAUUCAUAUACAGGCUUUGGAAAUGCGGUUACGAGGAUAUGGCGCUCAGAGGGAAUGAGGGGGUUCUACAAAGGCUCAACUAAGUAUGCACACGUUUCUUCAUCUAUGAAGGCUUAG